Molecule: messenger RNA, 1168 nt
Organism: Oppia nitens
Lineage: Eukaryota; Metazoa; Arthropoda; Arachnida; Sarcoptiformes; Oppiidae
Product: interferon-induced, double-stranded RNA-activated protein kinase-like
Exons: 3
Coding region: 82-1101 (339 amino acids)
Biological process (GO): protein phosphorylation
Molecular function (GO): ATP binding; protein kinase activity
Source: RefSeq, a predicted model, not a curated record
UGUAUAAUCAAAAACACAAAUUAUACAAAAAAAAAUGAUAAUAUUAAUUUAAAUAUAUUAAUUAAUUUUUUUUAUUUAAAUAUGGCUAGUGAUGAUGAUGAACUUAAUAAAAUCGACACAUUGGAUGGUCGAUAUAAAUGUGAAUUUACAAUUAAAAAACUAAUUGGCCAAGGUGCUUUUGGUAAAGUUUAUAUUGUCAAACAUAAUGUCGAUGAAAAACAGUAUGCUAUAAGAAAAAUAAAAGUUGAUGGCCGUAAUGCCGGUGUCAACCAGUAUGUAACCAAAACUAUUAGAGGCCUACAAACAUGGGCUCAAUUGGCCGACAAUAAUAGUAUUGUCGAGUUUUUCGGGGCCUGGUUUGAAUGGUCGGCCAAUAAUAAAGAGAGGCCACAAUUGAUUUAUUACAUACAAACCGAAUUGUGUUGGUUUUCAUUGGCCGAUGUUUUCGGUAAAAUGAGACAUACAUUCGGUAGACAACCGUCACAGUUGUGGCCAGUUGUCGGCUAUUUUAUGGCCGCGGAAUUAUUCCGUGAAAUAUUGGAAGCACUGGACUAUUUGCAUACCGGCAGUCAACCGGCAAUCAUACACCGGGAUAUCAAACCUACCAAUAUAUUGAUACGUCAGCACCCGGUCGGCCGGUUCGUAAAAAUCGGUGAUUUCGGCCUAUCGAAAGAACAUCCGGAACAGUCGAUGUCACAUUCGCAAAAUGUCGGCACCGAUAAGUUUAUGGCACCUGAAGUCAAACGUAGCCGAAAAUAUGGUACCAAAGCCGAUAUCUAUAGUCUGGGUAUGGUCAAUGUUGAACUGUUCAAUAUGGAUGUCAAUAGGUUUAGUAAACAAACAAUUGUCGAUAAUAAACUGGGUAGACUGUAUAAAAUCAUGUACGACCUAAUUGUUAACCAACAAAACGGAUCGAGUGAUAGUAGGAUGUCGUGUAGGGAACUGUUAGCCGAUAAACCCAAUUGGUAUCUAAACUGUAUGGACAUUGUCGAUGAUAUACACCAGAUAAUUGAUAUGGAAAAUAGCAUGAAUUAUGAUUACCAUGAUAAUUUUGUUGAAUAUUUUGUUCAGGCUAAAUUUUGUUAUUACAACAAUUGUUAGCUGUCAAUAAUUGAUCAAGUAACCAUUAAUUAAUAAUAAUAAAUAAAUAAUAUUAUUUUUGACCAAU